Molecule: messenger RNA, 1738 nt
Organism: Osmerus eperlanus (European smelt)
Lineage: Eukaryota; Metazoa; Chordata; Actinopteri; Osmeriformes; Osmeridae
Product: acidic mammalian chitinase-like
Exons: 11
Coding region: 105-1526 (473 amino acids)
Biological process (GO): carbohydrate metabolic process
Cellular component (GO): extracellular region
Molecular function (GO): hydrolase activity, hydrolyzing O-glycosyl compounds; chitin binding
Source: RefSeq, a predicted model, not a curated record
UUUGUGGGUGGGGUUGUGGCAGCAGAAAGCAUCCUAUUUCCCUUUUUUUCUUAUUUAUAAGCGAUGUUCCCCUCACGCCUCCAUAAUGUUCGAACCCACACAUUAUGAGAUUUCUCACUCUAGCAGGUUUGUUCCUGACCUUGUGCCACAUAGGUACUUCCUCUCAACUUGUGUGCUACUUCACCAACUGGUCCCAGUACAGACCUGGUACAGGAAAGUACACGCCUGAUAAUGUUGACCCACACCUGUGCACACACCUGAUUUAUGCUUUUUCUGUCAUCAACCCGGCUAACGAACUUGUCACUUACGAAUGGAACGAUGAAACUCUCUACAAGUCCUUCAAUGCACUCAAAGACAGAAAUGCUGGUCUCAAAACACUUCUGGCAGUUGGUGGAUGGAACUUCGGCACUCAACAGUUCAGUAUGAUGGUGUCGACCCCAGCCAACAGACAGAAGUUCAUCCAGUCCUCCAUCAGCUUCCUGAGGAAACAUGGUUUUGAUGGUUUGGAUCUGGACUGGGAGUACCCUGGAGCUCGAGGGAGCCCCCCAGGAGACAAGCAGAGAUUCACACUGCUGUGUCAGGAGCUCCUAAAGGCCUAUGAGGCAGAGGGCACCAUGACAGGACAGCCCAGACUGAUGGUCACCGCAGCGGUAGCUGCUGGAAAAGGAACCAUUGAUGCUGGUUAUGAAAUAGCAGAAAUUGCAAAGUAUUUAGACUUCAUUAGUGUGAUGACCUAUGAUUUUCACGGCAACUGGGAGAGUGUAACAGGACACAACAGCCCCCUAUACCAGGGUUCCCAUGACACAGGAGAUCUAAUCUUCUUUAACACAGAUUUUGCCAUGAAGUACUGGCGAGACCAAGGAGUCCCUGUGGAAAAGCUGAGAAUGGGCUUUGCUACCUACGGGCGGACAUUUAGCCUUGCGUCUGGGGCCAGUGGUGUUGGAGUCCCAACCAGCGGUCCUGCUGCAGCUGGAAUGUUCACCAGGGAGGCUGGCUUCUGGUCCUACUAUGAGAUCUGCACGUUCCUUCCGGGAAGCACUAUCCAGUGGAUUGAUAGCCAGAAGGUUCCCUAUGCUACUAAAAGAAAUGAGUGGGUGGGAUUUGACAACAAAGAGAGCUUUGAGACCAAGGUUCGUUACAUGAAAGACAACCAGUUUGGAGGAGCUUUUGUCUGGGCUCUGGACCUUGAUGACUUUACUGGACAGUUCUGUGGACAGGGGAACUAUCCCCUCAUCAGGCAUCUCAAGGGACUCCUUGAUACUGGAGUCCCUCCACUGCAAUCUACAACCACCCUAAAGCCAGGGGCACAGACUCCAGACAAGGCAACUGCUACCAGUAAGCCAGGGGCACAGACUCCAGACAAGGCAUUAAGCGGGGAAUUCUGUGUGGGCCGGCCUGGUGGGCUGUAUCCAAAGCCUGAUGCUCCAGGGUCUUUCUACCAAUGUGCCAACGACAUCACCUGGGUUCAAAACUGCCCGGCUGGCCUUGUCUUUGAUGACAGCUGUAAGUGUUGCAAUUGGCCUUAAACUUGAACACAAUUUAUUUUACAACAUGGAGCCUUAGCCGCAAUAGUCAGCAUUGUUAUACCUAUCUGUAUUUGUCCUAUGCUUUUUAAAAUUGUUACUUUUGCUAUUAUUGACAACAGCUUUAUUUUUACUUUUUAAGCUUCAUAUUACUCCUGAAUUACGUAUUUGUAUUUGAUUGGCAUGUGAAUACAAUAAAAACAUAGUUCUUUGCU